Dunckerocampus dactyliophorus (ringed pipefish) is the source of this 2921-nucleotide messenger RNA. RefSeq names its product surfeit 2 (gene surf2). Lineage: Eukaryota; Metazoa; Chordata; Actinopteri; Syngnathiformes; Syngnathidae. The transcript is spliced from 6 exons. The record is from RefSeq and is a predicted model, not a curated record. The coding region runs from base 112 to 834 and encodes 240 amino acids.
UGUCGCAAUUAGAUGACGUCAUACGCGACGGAGACGGUCCACAUGUGGAAACGACAAGGGGUUGGCCAAAAAUCAACAUAACAACUGUUCGUGUCACAUUGUUUUACAGCUAUGGAUGCAUUACCAGCAGACGUCAAGGCUUUCCUCCUCAACCACCCUUUUCUUGAGCUCACCGACAGCCAAAAGAUUAAGUGCACACUGAACGGCCAUGAGUUUCCAUGUAACCUGGCAGAGCUGCAGAAUUUCAUCAAAGGGAAGAAAUAUCAGAAACUGAGCUCCCAAGCAGAGUUUAACUACAGCCAGUAUGAACCACACGUUGUGCCAAGUUCUAAACAACCCAAUCAGCUCUUCUGCAAGCUGACCCUCAGACACCUCAACCGACUGCCGCAUCAUGUUUUAAAACACGUCAAUGGGAAACGCUACAAGAAGGCCCUCGCCAAAUAUGAGGAAUGUGUGAAGCAGGGGAUCGAAUUCAUUCCCAUCAGACUCCAGCAGAAAAGGCCAAAGUUUACAGAUGAUGACGUCUGCCGGGGGCGCACCUCCAAACACGGCAUGUGGGAGCCGUCCUCCAGCGGCGAAGACGCGAGCGAUUCGGAAGACAGCAUGAGUGACCUCUAUCCCUCUUCUAUGUUCACGUUGAAGAACUCAGCAGAGGAAAACAUGGAAGCCAAUGAAGAUGACUUCCAAACAGAUGAGGACGAAGAGAUGGAGGUGGACACACAGGCUGUGCAGAAACGUAAAAAGGUCCAGGGUGGUGGCUUCCAGAAGAAAUUCAAAAAUAACAACUGGAAAGGCCGGAAUAAGAAAUCAGCAAAAGUUCAGAAUGGAAAGUAAAAGAUUCCUAAUAUAUUGAAUAACAUAAGAGACGAUCUCUCCACAGUUGUCAUGUUGCACAUUUUUUCAAGAGGGCGUGCACUAAAUACAGAACGUUUGCAAAAAUGUGUAACAUUAUUCAACCAUUUAUUGCCUCGUGUGCUGAAAUUGGUGCAAUACAAAAUGCGCACCAUCCAUCUUCUAUGCCGCUUAUCCUCACUAGGGUCGCGGGGGUAUGCUGGAGCCUGUCCCAGCUGACUUCAAACGACAGGCGGGGUACACCCUGGACUGGUCGCCAGUCAAUCGUAGGGCACAUAGACAACCAUUCACAUUCAUACCUAUGGACAAUUUAGAGUCUCCAAUUAACCUAACCCAGGGGUCACCAACGUUUUUCCUUGUGAGAGCUACUUUUACAAAAUGAAAAUGGCCCAGAGCUACCGUACUCAUUUUUGUAACAUUUAUAUUCAGAGUUUAUUUUAAACCCAAACAAAGCGAAUAUGCUUGUUUUACCAGAACAUGAACAAAAUGCUGGUGUCCACAACUCACAUUUUGUAUUUCAGAAUGCAUUUCUUUCUACUGUUCUUUCAUUAUUAACUGAAAACCUGAAUGAAAAGCAGGCUUGCGGGCACCUCAUGUGGUCGUGGGGGGCUACCUGGUGCCCGCGGGCACCACUUUGGUGACCCCUGACCUAACCUAACGAGUAGACCACCGUGUGGCCCGAUAUAAAGGUCCUUUAUACCGACCGCUGUAAGGCUCUACAACACCUGCACCACCUGAACCAUGUUGUAGUGCUUUACUUUACUGUUCUCUUUACUUGUCUUGCUUGCUUGCUGCUGUAACAAGUAAAUUUCCCCGCUGUGGGAUCAAUAAAGUACAUACAAUACAAUAAAACAAUAUUAAAGUUAAUAUAAUAUUAGUAUUUAAUUGAUAUGUCAGUUUUUUUUUUUUUUUUUUUUUUUUUUUUUUAAAGACCACUGAUUAAGUUAAAACCUAUUUGUAAAUUGCUGCUUUGUGGAAGAAUCGCCACUGGGCCCAUCACACGCCUGUGGAAAAACGGCACGUUUGAGUUGUGAAAUCCUGACACCAUCCUCAGUUCAAACACUGUCGGUCUAUAUAUCCUGAACAUCAACUUCCUGAACAAGCAGUGAGCCCUUUAGCCCUCUUCAUUACAGCACUGGAAGCUCUUGCUAUCACUUAGCAGGCUAGACUCUGCAAUGUCUGAUUAGAAGACGGUGCUUAUAGUACUUGGCCAAAGUAGCUGUCAUAUUCACAUCACAAUUGUACCACUUGAAUGUAUUGUGGCCACUUUUGGCUGAUUUAAAACUAAUAAUAUAAUCAGUAUAUAUAAUAAUAAUAAUAAUGUGGCUUUCAUUCUGGUCAGUCUGGUGGUGGUUGGAGUCUAUUCUCGUCUAAUCACAACUACUAAAAUGUGUUGGCCUUUGUGUGACCUUGACGGUCCAGAUGGCUUCCAACGUUACUGGCAUGGAAAGGAGAUCCCACUUGAGAUGUUUUCUACCCGGCACAGGGGGGCUUUUUCAUUCAUUGGAACACUGGAGCUUCAGGUCGUGCAGGGUCGUCAAACGGCAGCUGCUUACGUGCAGAUGUUGCAGCGGGCAUCCCUGAUGACUCAGGGCCCUCGUCUGUGUGGUAACAGCUGGGUUUUUCAACAGGACAACGCUGCAGUUCACAAUGCUCGCUUGACCAAGGACUUCUUCAGGGAGAAUAAUGUCACUCUUUUGGACCAUCCUGCAUGUUCCCCUCAUUUAAAUCCCAUAGAGAACAUUUAGGGAUGGCUGGCAAGGGAAGUUUAUAAAAACAGCCAUCAGUUCCAGACAAAUGAUGCCCUUCGUGAAGCCAUCUUCACUGCUUGGAGCAAUGUUCCCACUAGCCUCCUGGAAACACAUCAAGCAUGCCCAAACCAAUUUUUGAAGUGAUUAACAAGAACGGUGGAGCUACUCAUUACCGAGGCCUACUCGUACUACAUUUUGUGUUCUGGUUUGGAGAGUUUUUUGUUAUUUUUUGAGCGAUGGUCUUAAACUUUUGAUCAGCUGAUAAACCGCCUAGUUGUAGUUGAAUUGUUGUUUUGAAUAAAUUACUUUUUCAAAGUG